AUGUCGGCCCUGCAGACCUUCCUGUUGGUGGUGGACCACGACAAAGAAGAAGCCAAGCGUAUCGCCGACGGCGUCGCUCAAGAUGUCGAAAGCAAAAGGAUUACCCUGAUAGAGAUUGUUCAGCAACUCGGCGAAUAUAUCAACGAUGAAGAUCCAAUUCUGCGCGGAAAGGCUGUCUCCUUCCUCACCUCGGUCAUUCAGGCGUUGUCGCCGAAGUUCCUGUCCCGACAACAGAUCCAGGUUCUCACGACCUUCUUCUGUGAUCGCAUUGAGGAUGGUGGUGCUGUUGCGGGACUGGAUACACUUCAGAGGCUGGAUCGGUUCAACAAGGGUUUGGCUGCUGAGGUAGCGCAAGCCCUGUUCUCCAAUUUCCAGGACCUACAGUCUCGAUCCCAGUCGCAGCGGUUUCAAGUUUACCAAUUGCUCAAUGAGUUGAUGUCAACACAUCGUGUGGCAUUGCGCGAUAUGGAUGAGAUUUCUCUCGUUGGUAUUGUUGAUCUCAUGACUGGUGAAAAGGACCCGCGCAAUUUGAUGAUGGUGUUCUCAAUCCUGAAGGUGGUUAUGAUGGAAUGGGACAUUACAAAUCACGUCGAGUUGCUUUUUGAUUCCGUAUAUAAUUACUUCCCAAUCACAUUCCGGCCUCCACCGAACGACCCAUACGGAAUUACCGCCCAGGACUUGAAGGGCCGCCUACAGGAUUGCAUCUCUUCUACUCCCCAAUUCGCACCUCGUUCUAUCCCAGCACUACUUGAUAAGUUGGACUCUACAUCUCCGAAUGUCAAGAAAGAUGCACUGAACGCUUUGAUUGCAUGCAUCCACUCAUAUGAUCCCGACACGGUGUCGCGAUAUUCCAUCACAAUUUGGGAGGUUCUGAAGUUUGAGAUUCUCAAUGCUCAAGAAGAAUUCUUGUCCGAGUUGUCCCUGCAGGCCCUUCAGGCCAUCGCACGGCGUCUUUCGGAAGGAGUCACCCAGGUGUCUCAAGACCUGCCUCUUGCGCAAUAUCUGCGCCCUAUUACCAAGGAGUGCAAUGAGCAAUUACAAGAACCCCAGCAGAAGCAGGCCAAACCUGCACAGCAGAUUCUGAACUCCUUGUCAUCUGCCUCGGUGGUUGCGUUUACCCUCGUUGUUAAAACUGUUGUUGCUCCUAUCUUCACAAUUUAUCAAGAAGCAGAUGGAAUCGCCAAGCAAAGAGCUCUUCUUGAAACAUUGUCGGUGCUCUUCGAGUCUGCGAUCCAAGUGUAUGGCCAAUGGACAACGCGUGGAGGUGAAGUUGCCUUUGAAAACCCAUUACUCGAAUUCAAGGAUCAGUUCUCGGACGUCCUGGGCCAAGCAUUGAUGGGUGCCGCGAAGGAAGAAGUUUUUUUCCGAGUGACUGCUUUGAAGGGGUUCCUUCAUCUUGCUACCCUGCGUGGUUUCUUCCAGGAUAACGAAAUCGGCUUGUUUGUGCAGUAUCUGGAUGAAAUUCUGCUCAAGGAGGAGUCUGUCGGUCGAGAUGACUUGAAGAAGGAAGCAAUUGCGGCACUUGCUGAAAUAUCUAAGCACAAGCCUCGGUUGAUCAUGGACAUUACCUUCCCUGCGUUUGUGGCGACACUUCCAGAUGAGGACGAUGGCACGAACUCGACUUAUUUGUCCACACUGGAUACCCUGGCUCAAAUCAGCGUUGAGAGGGAUAUCUUUGAAACUCUGUUCCGCCGUCUAUUUAGCAAGCUGACCAUACUCCUCCAGAUGGAGCAACCUGGUGCUGUGGCGUAUCCUCGAGCCAUUCUGAUGACAAUACUCUAUGUUAUGCAACAGAGGAAGAUGGAUGCCGAUCCCAGCGUCGAUCUGUACUUUGACAAGAUCGUGGUAGGCCUCUGCCGCAUCGUCUCCGAGUCGGCAUCCGGCAAGGGCAAGAACCAGAUUCUUAACGAUGCCACCAUCCUCGACACUCUUGGCCGCCUCUACAACCUGCUGGUACGGUCAGUUUCUAUUCAAAAGCAGGAACAGGUAGCAGAGAAUGUCUACAAGCUCUUCUCUGCGACUGAAGAUUUCCAGCCUGUUCCUUUCGCGCAAGGCGCAACCGCCCAUCAAGAGCGGACUAUCAUCAUCUCAACUUAUCUUCUCGCGGGCCUUUCCAAGGACUGCAGCAACCACAUUCCUCAUACUUCACCUGACAUGUCGGGCCUUCUAUCAGAUCUGGUGCAACGUUGUGUAUCUGAAAGUGCAGAGCCGGCUACGCACCUCGCCUUUCUGCGCCAUCUAGCUCUGCUUGUCAACAAGUUCCUGUCAAAACAAGAUCUGAACAUUGCGGAGAAUCUGUUUGAUUCUCUAGUCUCGUCAGAGAAACGGCCUCUCAGCCCAACUACAAUUCGUACCAUUUUCUGGCUGUCCAAAGCCCUAGUUCUCCGGCUCGCUCCGACAACCGCCCAUAUUCUCACCUCGCUUGUAGGACUCCUCUCAUCACCCGACCAGCAAACCAGCUGCUCUACUGCUCGCGGUUUCGCUAUCCUUCUCAGCGACGACGAUGUCCUUUCUGCAACUAACGGAGCCUCGAUCCGCCUGCUGUCCAAGCAGCGUGUCUUCACAACCGUCAUCCCGAUGAUCUCUUCACGUAUUCGUGAAGUUAACGUUGCCGGAAAUGAUGUUUCCACUGAUUCCUCGAAAGCUUCAGACCACAUCAAGCCAGCCCAUCUAACGGCUCUUGCCGGCAUUCUCUCCACCAUCUCUACGGCUCUGGUCAUGCCUGAACUUCCUACCCUACUCCCCCUCCUCCUCCAGUCCCUUGAUCUCCAAACAUCUGACUCUGUCGCUGUCCGUGCGGCCACGCUUGAUACCCUCGCUGUGAUUAUCCGCGACAAUGGUGUCAAUGUGAUUGAUAAGUGCGGACACGUCCACAGCCUCGUCGUAAGACUGCUCAAGACUACGGAGAUCAAUGCGGAUAUUGUCAACCCACCUCGUCUCCGUGUCGAUGCUCUUAAGUGCCUUUACCUCCUCGCUGCUAAGCAGACAUCCGGCGAUGCGGCACCAAACACCCACCCGCCGCCUUCUAUUUCUCCACUUCUCUCGGAGAAGAGCCAAGUCUUGCGCUCUCUGCGCUCUGUCUUGGACGAUCCUAAGCGAGACGUGCGAAAGGCAGCGGUCGAUGCUCGCAGUGCCUGGUUGCGUGGCGUGGACGACGCUCCGGAGGAGGAUGACUGA
This is a messenger RNA of Penicillium canariense, 3177 nucleotides long. Its product is annotated as MET18/MMS19 family protein. Bases 1 to 3177 code for a protein of 1058 amino acids. Gene Ontology annotation, biological process: iron-sulfur cluster assembly. Lineage: Eukaryota; Fungi; Ascomycota; Eurotiomycetes; Eurotiales; Aspergillaceae. Gene Ontology annotation, cellular component: cytosolic [4Fe-4S] assembly targeting complex. The record is from RefSeq and is a predicted model, not a curated record. The transcript has 6 exons.